Molecule: messenger RNA, 2055 nt
Organism: Xylona heveae TC161
Lineage: Eukaryota; Fungi; Ascomycota; Xylonomycetes; Xylonales; Xylonaceae
Product: glycyl-tRNA synthetase
Exons: 4
Coding region: 1-2055 (684 amino acids)
Biological process (GO): mitochondrial glycyl-tRNA aminoacylation
Cellular component (GO): mitochondrion; cytoplasm
Molecular function (GO): glycine-tRNA ligase activity; ATP binding
Source: RefSeq, a predicted model, not a curated record
AUGGCAAGUCCUAAACCCGCGCCAACGUCACCUUCCACUUCAUCCCAUUUUAUCAAAAAGAUUGACCCCGCUAUGGCGACUGCCACUACCCGCUCCGGGAAGCCUCUCGACCGCCCCGUCAUGGAGUCUAUGCUCCGUCGGCGUAUGUUCUACACCCCGGCGUAUGAAAUCUACGGUGGUGUCUCUGGACUCUUCGACUAUGGUCCUCCCGGCUGCUCCCUGCAGGCCAACAUCAUCGAUCUGUGGCGAAAGCAUUUCGUCCUAGAGGAGGACAUGCUUGAGGUGGACUGCUCUGUUCUGACGCCGCACGAGGUCUUCAAGACCAGUGGACACGUUGACAAGUUCGCCGACUGGAUGUGCAAGGACCCCAAGACUGGAGAAAUCUUCCGUGCCGACCACCUUGUCGAGGAGGUUCUCGAGGCCAGACUGAAGGGUGACAAGGAAGCAAGAGGGCAAAAGAUUGAGGAGAAAGAGGAGGAGGACUGCAAUAAGAAGAACAAGAAGAAGAAGGUCAAGGAGAUCAAGGUCGUCAAACUGGACGAUGCUACCGUUCAGGAAUACGAGGAGGUUCUGGCCAAGAUUGAUAACUACGACGGCCCUGAACUUGGAAUGCUCAUCAACAAGUAUGGCAUCAAGAACCCCGCCACCAAUGGUGAUCUUGAGCCCCCGAUCGCCUUCAACCUUAUGUUCCAGACUGCCAUUGGCCCCAGCGGAAACCUUGCUGGAUACUUGCGUCCAGAGACUGCCCAGGGCCAGUUCCUUAACUUUGCUAAGCUGCUUGAAUUCAACCAGCAGGCCAUGCCCUUCGCCUCCGCUUCCAUUGGAAAGUCCUACCGAAACGAAAUCUCUCCCCGUUCCGGUCUUCUACGUGUCCGUGAGUUCUUGAUGGCUGAGAUUGAGCAUUUCGUCGACCCUGAAAGCGGCAAAAAGCACUCGCGCUUCCACGAGGUCAAAGAUGUCGAGCUCCGGUUGCUCAAUCGGGAGACCCAGCUCUCAGGCCGGACUGAGGUCGAGACGAUGCCCAUUGGCAAGGCUGUUGAGAUUGGCCUCGUUGACAACGAGACUCUUGGUUACUUCCUUGCUCGAAUCAAGCUCUUCUUGGAGAAGAUUGGUGUAGACCAGUCUAAGCUGCGUUUCCGUCAGCACAUGGCCAAUGAAAUGGCCCACUAUGCUGCCGACUGCUGGGACGCUGAACUGCUGACCAGCUAUGGAUGGAUUGAGUGUGUUGGCUGUGCGGACCGCAGUGCUUACGAUCUUUCGGUGCAUGCCAAGAAGACCGGUGCGCCGUUGGUUGUGAGACAGACGAGAGCCGAGCCCUUGAAGAUUGAGGAAUGGCAGAUUGACCUCGACAAGAAGAAGUUUGGCCCUCGGUUCAAGAAGGAUGGAAAGACUGUUGAGGCUGCUGUAUUGGCGCUGACUCAGGAGCAGCGCGAGACCUUCGCCGGUCAACUCAAGGCCAAUGGCAAGAUCGUUGUGGAAGUUCCUGGUGUGGCUGAUGGCAAUGUGGAACUUGGCUCUGAUCUUGUCACCAUCGAGAAGCGCACCCGUGUCGAGAACACUCGGGAGUACAUCCCCAACGUCAUUGAGCCCUCAUUUGGUAUUGGCCGUAUCCUCUACAGCUUGAUGGAGCACGUCUACUGGACCCGUGAGGGCGACGAGGCUCGUGGCAUUCUCUCUUUCCCCCCGCCUGUCGCUCCGACCAAGGUGCUUCUCGUGCCCCUCUCAACUAACCCAGAGUUCACACCAAUUGUUCGCCGACUUAGCCACUACCUCCGCUCCGUCGGCAUCUCGAACCGCGUGGACGACUCAUCGGCCAGCAUUGGUAAGCGAUAUGCCCGUAACGACGAGCUCGGCACUGCCCUUGGUAUAACCGUCGACUUCCAGACGGUCAAGGAUGGCAGCGUCACCCUUCGUGACCGUGACACGACCAAGCAGGUGCGUGGAUCAGAGGAGCAGAUUGUUGAUGCCAUCAAGAAGCUGGUCGAUGGCCAAGAGACGUGGGCGGACGUGCUCAAGCGACUUCCAGAGUACGAGGGCCAGCAGAACGUUGAUUAG